AUGGCAAUAAUGUGCGGCUUCAAGCCCGAUAUCUGCUUCGAGCCUCCUCGCAGCAUCCUCAACAGCGAUCUUUCCAAGAUCAACCGUGCUGUCUGCAUGCUGUCCGACACCACUGCCAUGGCAGAGGCCUGGUCUGCUCUGUCCACCAAGUUCAAUCUCAUGCACUCCAAGCGUGCCUUCGUUCACUGGCAGCUUGACGAGGGUACCAUCGCAAUCACCGUCACCGUCACCGUCACCAUCAUCAUCACCGACGAUUCCAACCUCACCGUCAAGACCAGAUUCGAUGGCGUCUCCUCACGGGCCGCAAAACGGCCAGAACGGUAUGACUCAUCUCUCAACAAGUUCAAGGACACCACAAGUGUAGCCAUUGGCCAGGUCAGCGGCAAAGUUAAAGCGUUACGAACCAAGGCCGCAGAUGCCCACACCUCUCUCGUCGAAGCCCAGACCAAAGCGGAGGAGGCAAGGACAACCGCCCCGACAAUAUUCGCAGUGUCAGGUGUCGGUGCUCGCCAGGCCUUGGAAGAUGGUCUUGCCACUGCGAUCGCUCAAUACGAGAAUGCCGAGAAGAAGCUGCAGGCCUACUCGAAGCUGUUUUACGCAGGAGAUAUGAACGAGGUCGACAAGGCAUACCGCGAGAGCCUCGCCGUUGCAUGCGCAACUGCAGAGACAAGCGUUGAGACAGCCAGAUGCACGCUUCGCACUGCCGGCCAAGCUCAUGACGAGAGAAAAAAACAGCUGGGUGCUCUGGAAAAUGCUGUUCGUCACGCAACGGCGACAGAGGAUACCUCGUCGAGGAGCUCCAGAGAGCCGAGAUAA
Messenger RNA from Phaeoacremonium minimum UCRPA7, 816 nucleotides. Its product is annotated as putative alpha-tubulin protein. The record is from RefSeq and is a predicted model, not a curated record. Gene Ontology annotation, cellular component: microtubule. NCBI's taxonomy places the organism in Eukaryota, Fungi, Ascomycota, Sordariomycetes, Togniniales, Togniniaceae. Gene Ontology annotation, biological process: microtubule-based process. The coding region runs from base 1 to 816 and encodes 271 amino acids. The transcript is spliced from 5 exons. Gene Ontology annotation, molecular function: GTP binding; structural constituent of cytoskeleton.